AUGGGGAUUCUUCAUUCAAAACAUCAGAAGCUUAUUCUUCAAUGUUAUCCUCCCGGCAAAGCCGUCGAUAAGAAGCCGAACCCUUCUGAAUUAUCAUAUCUCCUUUAUUAUGCAUCCACUAGAAGAGUCAAAUUGGAGAAAGUUGUUGCAUAUCUUCAUAGUAGAACAACUUCUGAUACCAGCAGAACGAGGGCUGGAAAUCUUCAAGUAACUCUCAGUAUCUUGUCAGCCCUUAUUGAGAAAUGUUCCGAGAAUUUGAAUGUAUUUGCUAAUGAAGUAUGUACUAUUCUUAGACUCAUACUUAAAGUACAUGAUGUUGCACUUCGUAAAAGUGUUUUGAAAACAUAUGGGGUACUUUGUGAACAUCUUGAUGGUGGUCUUUUCUCAGGUGAUAAAGAAUUUGUUGAUUCAUUUACCGUUCUUUCUCAAUUGCUUAUCGAUUCGGCAAAAGAAACAGUCGCCGGUCCCGAUCUGUUAGAUUGGAAACUAAUCUCUGUGCUAGCUUGUGAAUACGUUUCCAAUUGUAUUGGGUUUAAUAUCAAGGUUGCUAAACAUUUCACUACUGAAUGUAUUCCAUUACUUUUAGAUAUUGUUAAACCAAAUAAUUCAGUUCAAGUUCUACGUGAGCGUUUCCAUGUCAAUGAGAAUGAAUUAGCAGGGAAAUCAUCUCAAGUACGUAAAGAUAGUGUUGUUACUGCUAUUGUUCAUACAGAAACAGAUGUUGCACUCACUUCACAAGAUGUCGAUGAAGCCGCAUUCACAUCUUUGAAAUCAUUCUUUGAUACGUCCCUUAUAAGUCAAAUCAGUGCCAGUACAAAUGCUGUUGUCAAACAUACAUUCAACGCACAAGAUUGUAGUUGGGGCCGUACUGUUAUAGAGGUAUGUGCAACAUGGAUUCCAGUUCAAUUAAGAUUCGUGGCCCUUUCCACUCUUCUUACUAGACUUAAUUCCAUUCUGGAUGAAGCAUCAUCCAAAAAUCCUCAAUAUCAAUCACAGAUCCAAUAUGCAAACUAUAUUCUUGGACUUGUAUCAUCAGAUGUAAAUAUGAUUGGACUUUCCGUUUCUGAUAUUAUUCAACAAUUAUUAAGUUUACAAGCUUCAGUAGCUCUCCAUCAUUCACUGUUUCUUUCUGAGCUUGAGGUCCAUGAACUAUUAACAGUAUACUCCAAUUGUAUUUGCAAUUUAUCUACCCAUGUUUACUACUUUGAUCAAGUUCCUGAUUCAAUCCAAGAGAUUUUGAUGAAGGUCGAUUCAGUCUUGGAACAAUCAUUCCCAAUCCAAAAUCCUGAUAUAACUAUCAACACAAAUGCAACAACAUUGCGCUCAAUGAAUCCCGUGAAUGGUAAAAACUUGAAGAAUCUUAUUAUCACCCUUUUACAAAACAUAACUAUAAUCUUUAGUAUUUUAAAAAAGAAACCCAGUACAAUUUCUCGGAAUUAUGUUCAAUUUGAACAUUGGGAAAUAAGUCUUGGAUUACUCUCACCUGAAACAGAUUUCGAAGGCUUUGAUCCAAACAUCUUGUCCCCAGAAGAUGUCUCUGAUAUUCAAAUUGAAUAUUUACAAAUUUUCCGGGAUUAUAUUGCGCUGGAGAUAUUCUCAAAUGAAGAGUAUGAUCAAUCUGGUUCAAAUGAAAUGAUUUCUACUGAAAAUAUUGUACUUGAAUCGAAAACUUAUUUAAUUCCUGAUACAAAUAAUUAUAUCAGUAACUCUGAUAACUUUAUUACUCAUUUUUUGGCUCAUGUUGAUAAACUUUUCCAAAAAAGAGAACCACCAAAUAUUGAACUUUUAAUGUUGGUUUCUCAUACACUUAAGGAUCUUUCAGGAUUACUCGGAAUUAAUUUUCUUAGUAAUUAUAUCCCAUUUUUCUUCCACUGGAUUUUAAAAUCAACUGAAUCUGUUCUGCCAAAUCCUGCUGAUGACGAAAGUGCAAGAGCACGAGAUACCAUUGCAUAUGGUAUAAUGCAUGACACCAUGAAGGUUUUAAAUGAUAAGUAUCAACAAAUUCCUAAUGGUUAUUGCUACAGUUCAGAUUUCUUUAUUGGCAUUGAAGAAGAUAUUGAUUAUCGUAGAUGUAAUGGUCUUUGGGAUGGUAGACUAGUUACUUGUGAAUUAUCAGUAGCCCAUCAAAAGGAGUCAUUAUCGCACAACACCACAAAGAAGGGAUUCCAAAUGUUUGUUAACGGGGAUGCGUGGUUACUCUCUUGCAUCAACCCAUACAAUGCAUUAUCACUCGAUACUUCACGCUCAUAUCUUCGCAUAGAUCAACAUCAAGAUGCAAGAAAUCAUCACGUUCCAGAUUUUACAUUAUCCUCAAAUUCAAGCAUUGGAUCAGAUUUCGUAUUAUCACCACCAACUAAUUCCCAUUCCUAUAGUGUAGGUUUGGGGUUGGGAACUGCAGGUGACAUCACAUCUAUUCAUUCUGGCCUUAAUAACGGACACUUUGGAUCUCAAUCAAGAAAUGGAUAUUUCGACAAUAAUGGUUCGAUCGCCAGUAGACAACAAAUAUCACCUAGAGUUUCAGAUUUGAAAGAUGCUAUGUUCCAAAGGGAUAAGAUUCCUGCCAUCCAAUUUGGUGAGAAGUUCAACCCAUCAUCUGCAAAAUCUGUAUUAUCUAGACAAUUAGUUCAAACAGAUGUUGAUUCAAUCCUUGAGGGGUUAGAUUCUGAUUGUGAUUCAGAAAUUGUUGUUUAA
This is a messenger RNA of [Candida] anglica, 2691 nucleotides long. The record is from the annotation of a GenBank genome assembly. NCBI's taxonomy places the organism in Eukaryota, Fungi, Ascomycota, Pichiomycetes, Serinales, Debaryomycetaceae.